AUGAACACCCUGCCCAGCUUUCCGAAACGUCAGUAAUACAAUUCCCUCGAUCUGGUGAACACUUCUUUUUCCUCAGGUUAUAGAUCCGGAUUUCAUACGUUCGCUAACCUGAAUGUCAAAACCCCCCCUGACAGAUUUACGAAUUGGAGGACAUUGCCCGUCCCUUUUUAUUUUUACUGGAGACGUAUCUGAGGAAUCGCAAACCUUCAGAAAACAUUUGCAUUCUAUUUUCUGCCCCUCCAUUCGAGGACAGUUCAGACAAUGUGUUCAUACUUGUUUUAACUUGCUCACUGACGUUCAAACAAGUGGAAGUUAGCAAACCCCCAUUUCGGUUUCCCGGACCAUAAGCUCUGUUUUGAUUUUUAUUACGGCUUGUCGACAAUAUGUUCGCCUGAAAAAAUGUAACUAUCUAACAAGCCUCUUCCUCCAACGUGCGUGCAAUUCAAGUCCGUGUGCGGCCGGUGCUCUAAAUGUUCAGGAAGCGAGAAAACAAAUGUCAAGGUGAAGGUGUCUGUCUUCACAUGUGACCAGACGGAAAGCUGAUUGGCCGAGAAGGUGUUUUGUGUGUGCACGAUCGAUAAGGCCACAGGGGUGAAAGCCCUAUACCCCUCAGGGCCUGAAACACUACCUGUUACACAACGACCUCGGUCGGUACGUAAGGUCAAUCUGGCCUCUUGCUGUGAAUUGUAGGCAUUUUCAGCUUCUUCGGGUUUCUGUGCGGUGAGUAAAGUAUUUCAAGAAAAGCACCUAUUUAUGCAUUGUUUUUUUUACAGAACGCCAUGACGCCGUAUCUAUAAUAAAACGUCUCGGAGUUCGUGUCUUUCCGCGUGUUGCACUACGUACCAAAAAAUUCACUAGAGGUGGUUUCACUACUGGCACAGGCUUGAGCUGCUUAGUAGUCCCACUAGCAUGAGGCUUGACGCCGUAUCUAUAAAAAAGUUCUCGGGUUUCAUGUCCUUCCGCGCGGCUUUAUUCGUAGCACGUUCCACUGCGCACUAGAAAAUUCCCUAGAGAUAGUUUCACUACUGAUAAGGCUGGCACAGGUUUGAGUUCCUUAGUAAUCUCACAGGCAUGAGGUUUCUAUUUGAAAUCCUUCCAAAGGGCUCGUGUUGCUUCCAUUUGAAUAAAAUGAUUUGACAGCUACUACAGGCUUUGCCUUGAUUCUUGACGCCCAUGAGCACACAUCCUUCUACGAAAAGCUAGAUUUGUAUUUAUUUAUUAUGUUUAUUAAUUUUAUUUAUUUACAUACUAAUUUAUUCAUUAAAUCUACCCAAAUCCUGACUUUUAGGCCGUAGAACACACUCGAUUUCAGCAGUCCGGUAGCUGGAAAAUUUAUUGAACGAAACGCCUUUAAGCUCCUGAGGUACUCGAGCAGAAGGGGGCCCAUAACCAUUGGAGGUUGAAUUUUAAUCUCCCUGUGUUCCCUGUUGAUUUUUGAGCCUAUAAUCAGAGAUGACAACAGAUAAGGGCAUAAAAACACACAAAUAUUGCUGGAAUUAUGGGAUGUGAUAAAUGUGCGACAGCAUACAUAACAAAGGGAACGAUUCCUGUAGUUCUUAAAUCAGAAAACACACAGGGAACAAUGGGGUCCCACUGAUGGGCCGAAUCCCUUGCUGCUGCUGCUGCUGCUGAUGUUCAUGAUAAUGAUGAUGUUAUUAGUUAAAGUCCUGGUCAUCUGGGGUGCGUACCAGGGAGUGUGGUGGUACGCCUAGGUACGGGCUCGGCCGCGCCAGGCAGCUUCACAUGAUCGGUAAAACACGCGUGUCUGGGCUUUUAGCUAACACCUGCGCUACCAGUAUGGUAAAUAAUUACGUAUUUGAAUCCUGGAACGUCAAGCGAAGAAAAGUAAUGUUCUAACGACCGGAUUUCUUUAUUCCCGACUGCUUAUUAGAACUUGCAUUUCCUCUAUCAUUGAGAACAGUUCAUUAAUAAUUUAACAUUACGGAAAAUUUAGUAUUUUUGGAAUAACUGGGUUUUUCUGUACUGGACUAGAGGAGCUAAGAAUGCAACGACACGAUUACUACUAACGAGCCAUCUCACAUUUUUAUGACAAUUUUGAAAAUAAAAAUGGCCUCCGAUUCAACACUGGGCAAAAUAUUGAGAUUUGCUUUAAGGUGGUUUGGGUAUUCUUUCUUGACAUGUUUCUUAAACGGAAAGUGUUUUUUAGUUAUUUUAUACAGGAUGAGGUGCUGGUUUCGGAAUGAAAUUUCUUUACUCAACGAUGCUCCCAAUAAGCAUAUUCUUAGGACUGGUGCAUAGGACUGGUGUCUCUUACAUACAUUGCUUGGAAAAUUGAGCUUGCAAAAAAUAAGGACGUUUUAUGAACACAACAUUUUAACAUUAGGCAUGUGUUCAUUUCAUUCAUAUGAGGGAACAAAAGUAGUGGCUUAAAUCGAUCCAACGGCCUUCCUAACGCAUUGCGAACUUUUCCUGGAAAACUGCUUGCAUAUUUUAUUUUACAUACUUCUGAAGUGACAGGGUGACUUAUACAGACCAUUGGCAUUGAAAUACUUGUACAUCUCUUUGCAUGCCAUAUAGUGUUUAUAUUAACACAGGCAAAUGUCUCAGGUAUUCCCUAUUUUUUCCGCUAAAAAACCGGUCCUUUACCAAAUAAACGGUCGACAGUGCAAAAAAUAUUUUGGGGAAGACAACCUAAGGUUGCCUGUGUCUGCGGUCACCUAUCUCUCAACUUCUAUAUCUUCGUGUCCCAAGUACUUCGCUCUACAAUUAAAAAAGCACAUCACAAGUUUUUGAAUUAUUGCCUACUACGGGUCAGUCGUGCAGAAAUGUUCACCUCCCCUAGACGCCCAUGGACAUGCGUCUGAAUAUCUGCCUUUGUCAGAACGGGUUGUCAUAUGGAGUUUGUGCAGCUGUGUGUUUGUAUAUUGAACCUCAAGGAAUGCAUGCAUCUGCUAUGCCAUGACCAACAAACCAUGACCCUCGAGACCUGGUGUGUGCUGGCAUUUCUCUUUCACCUGAUUUCCUGCUGGUAGAUGCUCCUGUGUUCCCGCUUCGUUUAGAGGUGGUGGGGCGUGGCUGUCCAGCCAUGCUCGUCUCUGUGCUGCUCUGUUAGUUGUUGCUGAUGAUGAUGACGUUAUUCGUUAAAGUCCUGGUCAUUUUGUGUGCGCACCAUGGACUGUGGUGCCACGCCUAGGUACGGGCUCGGCCGCGCCAUCCACCUUCGUCCUCCCCCGCCUCCGAACUUUUUGAAUAUGUAUUUGCACUGUGUCCAAGUGGAGGGGAAGGAGAAGGUGCGGAUGAUGCGGUGCACGUCCGCUAUCGCUAGAAACUAAUUCACGUGCAUGUUACCGUGCCCGCUCCACAUUGCUAUCGAGUACACAGAGGACAUCGUCGGGCUUGCCGGUCAAACUGUCACUGUUCUCAAUCAACGUCGUUGGAAGACUUUCCCUGGUGCUAUUUCAUGAUCUUCCAGUGGAUAUGCCCGUGUAGAAAAAGCAUCAAUGCUUGCAUUGGAAAAAUCCUUCUUGUGUGUGGUCUUAAAUUUCUUGCAAUAUGUCACCUCAUUGGCUCCAUUCGGAGACGGCGUAAUCUCAAAACUAGUUGAAGCUUGGUUUGAGCAGUGAUCAGCUAGUAAGUAUGCUUUUGAAGCUGCCCACAUGCAACUGUCGGAAAUUUUUACAAGGGGCUUUAAGAAUUCUGCGACAACAAAUAUAGAAAAUGCCCAUAGGUGAUGAUUUUGCCAUACCUCCUUAAAGCACUAUAGAGUCAGGGGAAAUAUGGCAACACCAAGCAAAAAGUGACCCCUUUGUUUUCAAUGAUUUUUAAUUGCAUGCAAAUGCCUUUUUUACUAAAUGUCUUUUAGGUAGCACGAUGUGCGCGACGAUUGAGGUUGCCUUAAAACUCGCAGUUGCUGUUAUCAACUGCAUCCUAGCAGUAAGUCGCUUUUUGAUAAAGCUGUACUAAUCUUGUCUUUCUGGCUGUUUUGAAGUAUAUAAAGUCUUUAAUCGGUUAGAUCCGGCCAUUUAAAUGAAGUUCUGUUGGCGCAUUUGGCGCUUUGCUCUUAUUGUGAAGUGAAAAUACGUUUUCCGAAUAGUAUUCUGGUCUGCAAAUACUUCGAAAAGUGUAUAUGUGUGUGGGUGAGUUGUUACCCUUGUAAGGCAGCGUUUACACUUUGUUUGGUCUCAGUGAUGCACAUUGAUUCCCGGAUUUCAGAGUUUUUUUUGGCCUGAACUGGUCUUAUUUUGACUAAAGAGUUUAUCAGAACUGGAUCAAGUGGUUUUUAAUGGAGACGUUUUACUACGAAAGGUAUGGAAAGACUUAGGGCUCAAUCCCACGCCUAGAGCGUUUGGAGUCUGAAAAAGCGGAAUAUGCGAAAGCACGAGACAUCUCUGUUUUAGUCACUUUUCGCGUCCAACUGCGAAUAAAAUAAAAUAAAAUAUUUCCCUCUGUUCACGAAGUAUGGAGACAGAGACUCGAUUGGCACAGCUGACGUCGGCAGCAAAUAUGCAGUUAGUUUGAAAACGUUUCCAGUGAUAAACCUAUACUUCCUCUACAGAACGCAGCUUGAAAAGUCGGGAUACCUGCUGAACCAGACUUGCUCACUAUCCCAAACGCGUAUUAACGACGGAAUGCGACCUUUUUGUCAUCAAUGAAAGGACUAUAGUUCACAUGAUAACUAUAAGCUUCGUAGAUUUGUAGGAGCAUCAGCCAUGCGAAAUCCUUCGAAAUCCUUUAGUUUCCAAGCCUUAUUUUUUGAAGUUGUUUUGGUUACUCAUGUGACAUCAGUGAGAUUAUCCAUUAUCCAUGACGUUAUCUAACAUAUUUCGUGAUCACCACCUAUGGCCUUGUGCUAAAAGGGGUAUCAAUUGAUGUUCGAAUCAUCAAUCGUGAGAGUACAGUGGUAGUUUUGCAGCGUCUAAGCCCCACAAUCAUCAGGUCAAAUCCUGAGUUGUCGGAAAAGACGGGUUUUACCGGGAUGAGGGGUUUAUUGUAUAUAGAGCCCCAAGUUGUCCUCUCAGGCGGCGGCGGGCGCUAGCCAAUCCAGGGCUGCUUUUGACUGGGCCCACUCACGCCUGAUAGUCUUUGAGACAGAGCAACCAACACAUAUAGAACAAGGUCUAGUAGUGCUACACGCAGUCUCUUCUAGUCCCCAGCGAGAAAAGAAGACGGGUUCCUAAGGGGAGUUAGGGGAUCAUUUAUAACGACGGAAGGAUGAAGCCUGGAGUCCAGUUAGAAUCGGGAAUAUCGGGAUGUCCUACGGGAGGGGCAGGCUCGUUUGGAGGCCAGGCAUGUUGGGUUCGGUCAGGAGAGGCGAUGGAGGAGUGGCAAUGGCGUCCAGAAGAAGCCCUUAGGUCCUAGAGCUGUCCGGACAUCAAUUGUCCUGGGCAUUUAUGGGGCCUCCAGUCGAUGCGGUCAGGUUUAACAAGCAGACCAAGAGGCAAGAGUAAGUAAAGACAAUGAAAGGUUGGAUAACACUGGGCUGAUGGAGACCGGAGGCUGCCACGUACGGCAGUCUUGCAAUGGCCAAUAGGAUCAAAGUUCAAAGGUGACUAGCGCGGCGCUGUGGUAUCGGUGGAUAACCUGCAACGCGUUAGGGCGUCCAGCAUGACUACUAGGACAAACUGCGCCUACAUCCCUACAACAGUGUUUGAAGUUGUUUUUGUAGGCUUGCGAGGCACGUUCGAGUGAUGUCCAAACGGUGUGUUGCAUUUGCCGAGGGGUGGUGCUCAAGUGGUUUGAGUUGCAUUCGCAGGGGGGUGGGGGGGGGGGGCGACGGUGUGUUCAAGUGGCGAAUGGGCGUCCGAGGUGAAGUCAGUAGAGUGGCUGCGGGUUAACACGUCUGGAACCGCUCGCUGUGAAAGUUAAUGACCUGGAGGCAGCAGGACCUUGAACGAGGACAGCAGAUAUGACCACGAUGGCUGUCCGCAACAGCGUCGAUGCGCAGAAUUUAUUUGCUUAUCAAAUAUUGCCGAUGAUGCCGUUUUGCGAUUGGUGACCCUAAAUGUCAGUUCGAAGUAGAAGUGGCGAGCAUACGUAGCUUUCGAUAAAUUAUCGUCGGGCCAGUACAGUUAGAUGGGAACGGGGUAGACAUGAAACACGUCAGUGAUAAGAGCAAUCUAUAAAAGUUCUACUUAAAACACAGGCGGGGUGUAAGAAUGUGGGGGAGGAUAAAUUCUAUCGAUUUUUCUUAUCACUGACCUCUACCCCGUUCCCAUAUAAUUGUACUGGCCCGGCGCGAAUUUAUCGUAAGCUACGUAUGCUCGCCACCCCGUCUUCUGAUUACUGCUACGGGAAUUUUUGCAACUCUUAGUUCGAAGUCUUGAACGAUGAGGUCUACCUCGACGUAGUGGGUGCAGGAUAGUGGCAGUAGACAGACGUACCCUCUGCCGCACUUCUCCCCUAACCACCUGGAUCCGGUGGCAAGACAGUGUCAGAAAAAUCAGAUGUGGGCUUGUAUGCGGUGCUGACGAAGCCGAAUGGCCCGUCUAGGCGUGCCAUGCACGACCUAAUACGUGCAGAAUUGAUCUUUAAUAAUGAGAUGCGCGAAUGUACCAUGAGUUACCAAGUAGAAUCGCCCCUUCUAUUCCCAAAUUCUCGAGUAUAAUAAUAGUCUUUAUGUUGUUCGAACGAUAAUGGUAACCCCAAAGGACCGUCGACGAGAUGGCCUUCAAUGCAUUGUCAUGUGACCUCAAAAUGCUUAGACGUCAAAUUUAUUUGGUCGAAUUGGCACCAGAGUUUUACUUUUCUCAAAGCAGUAAUAUCUGCCACAAACAAGCCGACCUGGUUAUUAUCAUCAAUUAUAAACAAUGUGCUGAAUAAGGGGUUUGGGAUACCAAAACGCGGGAAGUUCAUUGCCUGCAUAUAUUUCGUUUACUGACUUUCCAAUCCACCAAGUUAGUUUACAACUUUGUAAUAGGUAGGCUGGUGGGUAUGUCGUAUUAAACAAAUAUUCGACAAUGUUUUAAAGCAGUUUAACUAGUAGAAUGCUAACGUACUCAUAACAUAACAAGAUUGCCAUCCGAUCAUCCAUUUUAGAGACAUAAUAGUCAAUGACACGCUUUUACAAAGAAAAGUACGAAUAGCAAACGCUGUUUGAGACGAAAUAAGAAAAUUGCGUCAAUCAGGUUUAACGUCGCAUGCUAGAAAUUUCACGUUUCCAAGUAUUCAAUCGCAAUACUAGAUGGAAAGUCAUUAAGAUGACAGGUUUUUUACUCCAAUGCCUUCCUAGUUAAGGAAUAAACUGGUUCGUGGCUUCAGAGCGAGAGAGAUCCAACUUUUUUGAAAGAGAUAAAUCAGUGAUUACUUCUGUCCGAAGAUCGGCAUCAACAAUCCGGACUUACCGAAACAUAUUGGUAUUACUUCAGCGAGAUUUUGCACGUGAUAAAAUGUCUUGAUUCCCUUGGGCAAACUGCACUGAUAAAUGUUAAUUUCUGUCAAAGGUUGGCUUUCUCAUUCUCGCUUUGAUUGGAAUCCUUCUGAGAACGUCUCCGGACCUUGUCAGGAAUAUCAUACACUCGAUUCUAAAUCAGUUUCCCACGAUACCAAGUGAUGAACAAAUGAAAACUCUCGUCACUUUUGUCUCCGAAAACGAAAGUAUGUUGUCAUUUAAAUGGGAUCAAGCUUAUGCUCUGUUUUGUCCUCGCAAAAACAAAAAAAUAAGAAAAAUAGGAUGCGCUGAAGUAAAAAGGCGCCGAAAUAUAUAUCUAACAGCAAACUAUUUUAGUCCUGCUUGUCAAUGUAAAAACUGCGUUUUGUCAACUCUACCGACAUUCCUUGUCACAAAAUUGGUAUCUUUGCUUUCGCGACUGUUAAUAAAAAUUUUAAACAACAAAAAUCGCAGGACUAUCAUUAUUCCUACUUGAAGAGAAUAGCAUUUAAAUCGGUGGUUUACGAGCAAUUCUAUAAGCCCGAUGAGCUAAGUCUUGAACAUCAAAUGCUGCUGAUCUGCGGGCGUGACCUAAGUGACUUCAAUCGCCAAUCAAGUCGUCAUUGUCUAAGUCGGCAGCAGCUCUCGAUAAAGCAUCCUGUUCAUGGCUGUAUGACCUCCUCCGUGGCUUAUAACCUGAGCCCUAAGGUAAAAAACCGCGGCAAUAUUUCGCCUUGUGAGUAGGACGAAUCGACAGAAAGCCCUCCGCUAAGAACCUAAAUUCUUCCAGAUUUCUAAAAGUAAAUCCACGUUACUUUGGGUGCUGCAGUUUCUCAUAACAUAGGGACACUUCGUAAUGUAUCUCUUAUCAAUUUAUCAAAAACAGGCUUAGUUGAAAACAUCCAAUACGGUUUCCGAAUGCUCACGCCUAAAUUUCAUCUAAAUAAACUGAACUGAACUGCUACUGUUGUCCCUUUCAUAGUCCUUUUUAGUCACCACAAGCCGCAACCGCGUUUUCCUACUAACUCGAGUCCUUUUCUUUGCUACUGUUGUAUGCAUCAAUGAAACCUGUUUGGUCGUCGUUGACAUUAUAUUGCGUUUUUGGAAUCACGCGCUCAUCGUCCGAUGCUGCCUCUUUUAGUUGGCGUCUCGGCGGCUCUCAUUGUCAUGGGCUUGGCUCUAGCCACCCUGUGCAUUGUGGGAUUUAUUGCGGCAUGCUGUGAUCUACGACUUCUCCUAAAGAUCGUAAGUUGGCCGACAUUUACUGGCCUAGCUCAGACCGCUAGUUGACUGGUUACUAAAUUUAUUUCUUCUUCAAACAACCUUUCAGUACGCUCUCAUUCUGGGCAUAUUGCUUGCCGGUCAGGUAAUUGGCGUCAUUGUAGUCUUCUCUGAUGAGGCGCGGGUAAGUAGUCCUUUUUAUCAACACAAUUACCGAGUUUAUUUUAUUUCAAAUACGUCAACCGCGACAACUGUCGAUACGUUUGAGGAAGACGUUUGAAAUCAAAGCUUUUAUUUAAUUACGGAUGAUAUAAAUAGCUGUCACAAUGCUAAAAUAACGAUGCAGUAGCAGCGGCAUUAUUAGUAGCCGUGGCACUAACAAAAUAGUGGUUUAUUACUUAAGGAGCGCAAAAUGGUGCAAUUAGUAGAGUCGAAGCGAUAAAUAUCUACAGCCGUUAUAAAGCAGUAAUAGUAUGGAUGUACGGCAGUGAUACUGUCGGAUAAUAUUAGGUUACUCGAGUCUUAGUUUGAUACAGCUAGUGCUGCAUGCGGAAUGCGCCAGUUACCGUGCAGCGCAACCAGAAAAGUAUUAUUGUAAUACCGUAUUGACAACAUACAUAUAUAUGGGCAGAAUGAUAUUACCGACAAAGACAAGGGAGACUGAAAGGGCCAUUUCUGGCUUAUUAGCCGUCGUCAGCCAGCCGUACCCAAGCCCGAAGUGUGGAACAUACGAGCCUCGAACUCGCGACCCGUUGGCUUAGAAGUCAACGCCUCUGCUCACCGGGCCACGAGCCCGUUGCCCUGUCGGUUUUCGAUCGGGAAUAUACAAUGCGAGGGGCGCUCACCGAUCGUUCAUACGGAACUCACUCGUUCCGUUGUGCCUUAAGGGCUCUCUCUCGAGCCCAACCAGCAGCUGCACAUAAUAUAUAUAUAUGAUAAGGUGAUAUAUGUACAUGCACAUGGUAGAGGUUGUGGGAUGGAGACCCCGGUGCUUUCCACUUCGCCAUUGGGUGUGACUAGCUGAAGACAUCUAAUAAGCCGGAAAUUGCUAUUCUAGUCUCCCUUGCCUUUGUUAGUCAUUAUAUUCUACCUAUAUAUAUUUAUAAAAUGUUAAGGGGACGCUCACCGAUCGUUUUGCAGAACUCUUGUGCCUUAGAGCCCUCUUAUCCCCAACCAGCAUCUGCACAGGAGCGUGUAAAAUAGGCAGAAUAACAUUACCCAAAAGACAAGCGAGACUAGAGUGGAGAUUUAUACCUCAAUAGCUGUCGCCAGCCAUUCAAACCCAACUCCGAAGUGUGGAACACCUGGAUCUCGAUCCCUUUAACCUUAAAGCACAACGAGACGAGUGAGUUCCAUAAGACAGUCCCUGAGCGUCGUUUUAUCAUUGUAUAUUCGGUUUUAUGGCUGGCCCAAUAUUCUCACGCACCCAAAUUCAAAAUCGUGCUCUUGCAACGAGGCGUCGAGGGUUACCAAGGAGAGUUUAUUUUUCCGUCUCACAGCCAACUCAUGCUAGUGCGAUCUCGUGCGAAGCUGCUUGCCGGUGUCACUAACAUACCUGGCCUGACGGUCGAUGUUCUUCCCGUCUUCUUCUAUUAAAUUUCUUCGAUCGCACGUAUUCUUUACCAUUCAGCCUAUAUAUAUGUACAUAUAUACGAAACUUGUUUGCUUCGGGAAGCCAACAGAUCAGUGAGAAUCCGUUCCUGAUUGGGUACCUACACGAUCCUCGGUGAUAGAGAAUUACAGGUGGCGAAGAACUGAUGAAAUUCUGUUCGAUGAAGUGCCUAUGACCCAUCUAGUUGAGCCCAGCGGUUAAUAAACUACACCAGGCGUGUCUAUGCGCCUGUUGGUGUAUCUGAUCUCAGCUGCUGGUUAGGGUUAUGACUAACUGAAGACAAAAGAAGCCCGAAACAGUACUAUAUCAAUUUUCCGGCAAUCUCAGUCGUCCCUUCUUGCUGAUAUGUAUGUCAUAUGGUAGAGGGGCGCUCACCGAUCGUUCUUACGGAACUCACUCUUUCCGUUGUGCUUUACGGGCACUCUCUCGAUUCCAAACAGCAGCGCAUGAUAUAGACAGAAAUGUGAUAACCAGCAAAGACAGAAAAGACUGGAAUAACCACUUCUGACCUAUAAGUCGUCGCCUAGCUCAUGCACCGCUGUGCGGCUGAUGGUUGGACUGAAGAGAGAGCCCUUACGGUACAACGGAACCAGUAAGCUCGAUCGGUAAGCGCCCCCCUCUAACAUUGUAUAUUCCUGAUCGAAACUGUCAGGGCGACGGGCCAGUGGUCCAGUUGCUAGAGGCGUUGAACUCCUAACUAAAAGGUUGCCAGUUCAAGCCUCAGGUGUUCCACACUUCGAGGUAACGUACGGCUGGCCGACGACGACGGCUAAUAAGCCAGAAACGGCCAUUCCAGUCUCCCUUGUCUUUGUCCGUAAAAAUAUUCUGCAUACAUGUCAUAUAUAUGACAUAGUACCGACAAAGAAGACAGUGACCAGAAUGGUUAUUUCCGGCUUAUUAGCCGUCAUCAGCCAGUCAUGCGCAACCCCAAGUGUGGAUCGUUUGAGUUUCGAACCCGGGAUCUUUGGUCAUAGAGUUUGAUAAAAUAACAUGGAACUACGGGCCCGUUGCACUGUCGACUGUGAACGGGAACAUCAAUUAUAACAGAUGGGCGACGGCUGGUGACAUCAACCCGUCAUGACACGAAAUAAACAGAGGAGAAAGUGAAAUGUUAAGACUAAAUUGGUUGGCGCGACAGGACAGCCACCUACAAACAAGCGGGUAGCGUGUGAAAUGGGUGGUUGGGAUCUGGGGCGGGGGAGGGAAGGAGGGACUGUUGCGGUUCCCUGUGUUGGAGGACGGGGAAGGUGGCGACUCAAUGGGAGUUCAGACAGUGAACUUAGUGGUUGUCGAUCCGGCAUGGAGGUAGAGGUCAGUGCGCCAACGUUGGGUGUGUUAGGACUCGCAGUUGCUGUUCGCUGUGCCUGGGAAGAAGGUAUCGAAAUAAUGAGGUUCUACAUGGCCCAGUAUGGAUUAGCGGUCGUUGUUAAUUCUUAGGCGCAAGUCGUUGAGCCGGUACGCGCGUCCAGAUCGACAUGGUGAUUGAUGCUACUCCUGUUAGAGUGCCUGGCUUCGAGGAAUUCUCGAGCCUGUAUGGUGUUAGCCAUGGCAACAACUUGACUUCCUUCGCAUUUGGAGUUAUGAUCGCAUUCAAGGACGUGUACAAACAAAAGUGACAGGGAGUCACGACGGCAGGUGUUCGUUUAUAUACGUCCCAAAUCGUUUGCCUGUGUGGCCAGCAUAAUCACAAGAGCAAUUGACACACGGAAUAUGCUAGAUGACACUAAUUUGCGGCUCUUUAGGUAUGGGGUCUUUUACUCGGGAUAGUGUUGCGUGCAAGGAGGACGCCGGCUUGUGAGCAAUGAAGAUACCAAACCGGUUUCGUUGUCGGGCGAUUGCUUCAGAAACGCCGGCAUUGCGAAAAUAACGAUGGUAAACCUGUUUUUCUGUUUUUAGUACACUAAUUCCAUGGUGGAACUGAUGAGCAACCAUUUGAGUUCCUACGGGAAUCCGACUGCAACUUCCACUAUCCUUUGGGAUAUUCUGAUGACAGUAAGUUGGUUAAAAUUUCGCAUGUCAGGAGUUGCUGUGGUUUAAUACAACGGUUGAUGAGCAUAUGAAAGAACAUGUGGAGAGUCAUCGAUUUUUAAAGUCGAUAAUUUCCUGAAUAAUUGUCCGCCCAUGAUUUGCAAGCUCUGUUUGCUGCUUCUAAGUUUCGCACACGCGUUUUGCAUUAAAAUUAAAGAUGUCUUCGCGUAAGAGAUUUCCCUUAUAAACUCACUUAUUACCUUGAAAUAGUGCUCAGCUGGCGACUAUUCGUAUCCAGUCGCUUGCAGUCUAAAUAGCGGAAUUCUAGAUGACACAAAUUAGCAGUCAAGCGAUGGAAAUAUGACAUCAUGAUAAAAAAGGGGUGUGCAUAAAACGUUCGAAGGUUAUUGCGGUUCAGAAUAUGCAUUUCCGAAUGGCAUUAGACCCAUUGGCCUGUGCGUAGCAUAUCAUGUCCAGCGUAAAUGAGUAGUCGGACUUUGGGGAAACUGUCAAAGCGAAGUCUUAAGCAGUCCCCUGAUACCCUAUUAAGAUGUUUGCUUCACCUGUAAAGAUCGCCCCUGCGGUUGAUGAUAAAUAAAAUAAAGAAGGAUCAGAUGUGGUUAUGUAGUCCCACCUGAAGUAAAUGAAACCUAGCUGCCUGUAAUACGGGACCGGUGGUAAUAUUUGUUUUUAUAAGUGGGGCCGGAUACAGCACAGUAGGCGAGGUCAAGUAACGGUAUGCAAACGAAAAGUCUCAAUAGUAGUGAAAAUGCGAUUCCCAGGUGUCAUAUCAAAAGAGGAGGAGGCUUUCACCGGGAGGGGUUUAUUUGAGUUCCGACGUUUAGAGUAGUUUAUUCGUCUACUCGUCUUCAGAGACUGGGAAGUCCUGCGCACAGCUCCCCCUACAAUGGCGCCCUUCGUUCAAUGCGUUAUCCGCCAAUGCCGUCUGUGUGGCUGCAUCCAACCCGCAUGGCACCGUGACCUGACUCGCCCCCGUCGGCCGCGGAGAUGACUGACGGCCCCGAUUGUCCCGCGCCGUGACUGUCCCCCGCUAAGAAGGUUCGUAAUGUCAGAUAGGGGGGGGGGCAAAUUGAUGUGGCGGUUGACAAAGCAAUCGGUGGACAUCCAGGCUUCUUGCAUUUGCCUUGCUGUGUGAUCGCCGCCCCGGCCCACAAUCUCAACGACGUCAAAGUUGAAGAUGUGUCCCAUUUGCGGGGCAUGGGUUGCUACCUCCGACUUUGGGUCUAACCUUUGCAAGGCCAAUUUAUGCUCGUGCAUUCGCGUUUGCAGCAGUCGGCCGGUUUCCCCAACGUAGUUGCAGCUUCCGCAGCUGCCUUGAAGUCGGUAGACAACGGCCGAUAUCUCCCGCUUAGGGAUCGGAUCUUUUGGUCGCAUCACUUGCCGGCAGAUUGUUGAGUCAGGCCUGUGGGCAACACCUAUUCCGAGUGGCGCGAGUGAUCGAGCAACGGCUUCGAAGACCCCUUUACUGUACGGAAUGCUCUGCCACGAGUUUGACUGAUUGUGCUCUUCGUUUCGUUUCUUUGGCUGCCUCCGGCUCCGUUCAAUGAAUGCCCGCGGAUAGCCAUUGGCUCUGAAGAGUUCUCGGAGGUGCUUUAUCUCGUCCAGUUUGGCGGCUGGUGUGCUGCAAUGAGUUUCCACCCGUCGGUACAGCGUGCGGACACAGCUUCGUUUGUGUUGCAGCGGGUGGUUGCCGUUGUAGCCGAGCAUUUGCAACGUCUUCGUCGGUUUUCUGUAGACCGACGUCGCUAGAUCGCCAUUUGGUUGUCGGCCGACGAGAACAUCCAAGAAUGCAAGUUUGUCCCCUACUUCCUCUUCCAUCGUGAAUUGUAGAUCAGGAAUGAUUGAAUUCAGUAUUUCCACUUAGUAGUUCAUUUUAUCCUGGUCGAUGAUUACAAAGGUGUCAUCAACUUAGCGUGCCAAAAACUUGGGUUUGUAUUCCUUGAAUAGUCGUCUCUUGAGUUUUUGUAGAACCGCCUCGGCAAUGAGCCCGGGGAUUGGUGAACCCAUUGGAGUGCUCUUGAUCUGCUCGUAUGCGGUCCCUUCAAAGGUAAAGAAUGUCUUGAGACAGUGCCCCAUGAGUUCUAUGGGAUUCUGAGCUGUGGGCUGGGCAUCGCCCCCGUCGUAAUUUUGACGUAGCAAGUCACUGAGCGUUUCAACCGCAAGGGCCUGUGGUAUGGACGUGAAGAGUGAGACGACGUCAAAAGACACCAUCCUUUCAUUCGGUUCGAUCGUGACUGCCCUUAUUUUGUCAAGGAAUUGUUCUACCGAGUGCACCGUUGUUUGUGAGCCUGCAGUUAGGAAUCUUAGCUAAUGAAAUAGCCAGCUUGCAAGCCCGUCUGUGGGUGUGCCUCGGAGUGAGACGAUAGGACGGAGGGGAACAUCUGGCUUGUGUACUUUUGGGAGACCGUAGAAUCUCGCCAUAGCGGUUCUGCUGGCUUUGCCAUAAACCAGUCUUUGACGGUGAUGGCCUUGUCCAUUGGAAAUUAGCGGUUGCACUUUUAGUGGAUGAGAAAUAUUUUCCCUAACCCCUAACUGUAACCACUAGCUAUAACUCCAACUCCUAGCCCUUUACUCUAACCCAUAACCCCCUAACAGUAUUGUGUUCAUCAGAUGGGGCAACAUAACUAGAUCUUAACAUAUUCUCUGUGGAAAUGGCCCUCCAUUUCGUUUAAAAUAAAUACCUAGCAAAGUUUUAGCAUGGAAGGCCCGCAGAAUUUGAUCGAAUAGGGUCAAAACGAUACAGGGCAGACGCGAUUAGCAGACAUGUCGGAAUUAAAAGGAACCAGAUGUAGUUCGUGCCGGUGUAGACAGAACAAUUUGUUGAAACAUCUAAGGUGAAAAUGCCCCAUUUGGAGCGAACGACUAGAAUCGACAUGUGUUCUUAAGUGACCACUGAUUUGACUGGGAAAGAAUAGGCUUAGGGAAUGAAUCCACAUCACCGACAACAACUCGUCAAAUACAACGAACCUAACAGAAUUUAUGAGUUAACGAACUGUGGGGAUUCGUUACUAUCAAUCAUGGGAAAAAAAAAUUGCGUAAGGCGAGGCAAGGUUUCUUGCGUUCGUUAUGAGUCCAGAGCACGCAAGCCCGUUCGCUCUUCUCUGCAGUAAGCAGAACGUAACCCAUCCAUAAUCAUACGCGAAGGGAUAGUCCUUAACAGAACACGCUAGUUAGCGCCCUUCCUUUAUGUCCGUAUUUGGUUAGGCGGGGACUGUGGAUGUAGCCUGAUUGGUUGUUCACUGCCGCUCUCAUUUCGGUUACAGUUCGUUUGGGUGAUCGAUGGGGUUAUGGCAUUUGUCAGGCUACUGCCAUUAAGUGGGCUGAUCAAACAAGGCACCAAGUCUAUAACGAGAUUAAAGUAUGCAAUGGAGUCGCCUAACAAAAACUCCGUCUGUUCAAGAAAGUCCCUAAAAUAACAAAAAGGACUAGUCUAGCCUUUAACACAUAUACCCCUAGUUAUUAUUUGUUAAUUACAUCUUGACUAACUGACUGCAAUCUCGCUUUAAAUUCCUACAAGUGGCCUCCUCCGUGCGUAAAAAGUCUAGUAAACUCCCCUGGUGACCACCUCAGUUAGGGAUCGCAGCUGCCCGCGAAUAGCUGAAAUACGCGAAGACUUGAGACAUCUCUAAAAACGUUAAGAAUUACAUGUUUUGGUUAUCAAACACCAAAUAUCCUUUAAGCUAUCCUCCUAACACCUGUGACUAUCAUUCCAAAGCUAUCAUAAACAUCAUUCCUAUAAAUAUAUGUGACUUACAGUUAUGCAUGAACCAACAGCCAAUUAUCACUCUUAAUAACGCGAAAACUAAUUACUGUUACCCAUAUAUUUAGAGUCGACUAUUUUUUUCCCCAGAGUGCUCAAGUCUUAUUGUUUUCUUAUACCGUAUGCAGCGCAUAGGAGUAGUAUAAGUUCAUUCACAAGUACAGGGAAAAGUUAGGUACUGUCUUCAAAUAUCGAAGUCUCUAUUUAAAGAUGCAAAAAACUGUAAGUUAUUAAAGAUAACGUUAGUCAUGCGGAUAAUCACUACCGAUGAAUGCUGAUUGAGGAAGAAUCUGAUGAUGCACUAGCUGUGCAGGUGGACGAAAAAUGACAAAGAAAUGACCGUGCAGCAAUGCGGAGGAGCAGCGCUAAUAAAGCGGCACGAUCGUUCCGAUAAAAAACCUUAUUCACUUGAUGUUUCAAAUUCCUCAUCGUCAGACACAUUAGCAGAUAUGGAUAGGUUGAUUUCGAGAAGUAAUCCGAAACGCCAGGCGAAUAAAGUUUUUUUUCCCAGAGAUUGUGUGUCCUUUCUCAAGACUGUUUCCUUUGACUCUUUCCUCGCUUCCAGUGGCAAAACAUAUCCUUUGGGACACUACUGGUCCAUUCUGGAGUCCUUUUUAUUCAUCAAUGACACCUUUUCAGACAGUUGUUUAGUGGUUUCAAGACCCAAGGGCUCAUACCUUUACGGUCUUAAGAAGUGUUGCUGUUCCUUCGUAUGUUUAGAUUUGCUCAUCGUUUGCCAAGGCUUCUUUAGAAAAAAAUUAGAUUUUUUAUAUGCAACCGUGUUUGUUUCAAUAUUCCAAAAUAGGUAAAUAGUUAUUUAUUAUGAAAAUUGUCUUAGCAACGGAGGCAUAUGAGCAUUAUUUUCCAUAAUUGCCAGAUGCUUUCUACGAAAAAUGAGACCAUCGAAUACUGAACCACGAAUAGGUGACGGCUAACUGUAUAUACAGAUCGGAUUAUAUCGAGAAUUUUUAGGAUCGGCAUAUGAAAAUCCCGCAUAGCAAUCCUUUGCUACCAGUGAUAGUCGGCGUAUCCUCUUACGAAUACGAUUAAAGAUCUAGAAGGCCUCAGUUAUGUCCACAGAUAAACAGAUUUUUCAAGAUGCGCAUGGAUAGCGAUGCUUAGAGACCCUUUUCAUCCUCUUCGAAGAACGCGAACACUUUUUCGUUUGCGCAGGCGCCACUUAUUCUGUCAGCAAAUGAAUUCACGAAAGGGGAUGAUUCUUUCCCUUAUUUAAAGCGUGAACGGUGCCGAGGCAUACAUCCUGCUCCGUUUUCUCCCUUGCUAUGUAGAAUAGUUUAUCUAUAUACCAAGGUCGAAUGUAAGUCUAUGCAAAUGUCCCUUAGGCCUCGGCAUUCCGUGACUUCCUUUAUUACACCGGGCGAAAACGUUAAAGACGCCAAGAUUUUCUAAGAUAUGUGAUGUGGGAAUGACAAAUACGCAUCCGUAAGUUUCUUGGUUCAUGCGUGCGAGGCGGGGUCGGUUUAGAAAAAUAUUCUUUUGUAGGCUUCCGGCGUGCUAACUUAACUGACAUAUCUGAGAAAAAGGUUUUAAACUCCGCCGUUUUUAAAAUCAACUUACAGAAAUGCAUCAGGCGACAGACCACAUGUUGCUUCUCUUCUGCUUAUUCCUCCAAUGCGCUACAUGUUACUACUGAAGACAAAGUAAGCAGUAGGACGGUUAGAUAAACGUCAGGCCACCUACAUCCAGACUGUUUAUAAUAAAGUUUAUAUGUAUAUUACUUUCCAGCAAACGAGAUGGAAGAAUAACGCUAUAGAGCAUUUUAUUAAAAUAACUCCGAGUAUAUAUAGGGCCUAGAAAGUGUAAGGAACCUUGCGUUUUGCAUUCACGUUUGCGACCUAUCAUCACAAGUUUAAAGGAGAGGACUCAAAUGCGUUCAAAAGGGAUUUUUUCCGGUUAAAUCUUUUUGCGAACUCAUAAUAUUUUUACAAACUCUUCUUCUUCAUCAUCAGAAGUCGUAGGGAGCAAAAACUGAAAGUGUGACAUUAUUGUAGACCGGUGGUCCAUGUUGUGGAAUGAAUGGACCUGAAGACUUCAAGGACGUGCUGGGUAAGUGUGUGCAUAAAAGAUUACGUGUUCUCUCGUCUACCGUUCCAGCGUCUUAUUAAAAUCCCGGAUUCGUAGCAUAGAAUUUAACAAAUAACAAGAGUUGGAAAUUUUUAAUCUUAAUGGUCUUACAACUUCACAAACGUGUCAGAAAAAGCCUAUGCUAUCCGGGACUUCUUGGCUAUCAUGCCAUACAAGGGAGACGACUUGGUGCUCUUAGUCAUUCAAAGGGCACUGAUUUCAUUUUCUAAUAAUGCUCGAGGAAAGAGAGGAAAAUGCGUAGUGGCAUAAAGUUUGUGUUGGACUGUACAACGUGAGCAUAUUGUGAAAUGACCGAAAUUCACCUAUUACGACGUCAGUAAGCUCACUCAAAGGGGUACAUUUGGAAAUAUUCGUAGCGGUCUGUAAAAAAAUUUGAAAGAUUCGGGAAGAAAAAAGUGCCAUUUCAGUUCGCGGGGCCUAAAUUUGCAGGUCACUGAAAACAGAUGGUCCAAUACAUCAUUCAUUGAAUUCCACAUCGAAGGCAGACCAUCUCGUCUCGUGUGCGUUACCUUGUGUAAACUACCCGAAAACAUUUUAUUGAUUUUCCAAACCACUAUUCCCAAUUUUUAUGAGGUCUCCACUUUUGAUGGUCGGUAUCGACUCCAGUUCUUAUUGACAGUACCCCUGUUUUACGAAUUUUGAGAGGGGAGGUGGAACAUUUUCUCUGUAAUUAAUCCCCAUCUGCUAUUAAAAUUGGUCGAAUUCGGCCUGGUAUUUAGUUGGCUGUUUGUGGCUUUUGCAACCCGUAGGGAGCUUGCUUGAUUUGGAAAGUCACACAGAUAAAUAUGCAGUAUGUUAUUUCCGACAAAUACAAGGGAGCCUGGAACGGUCAAUCCAGGCUAUUAGCCGUCGUCAGACAGUCAUACCCAACCUCGAGGUGUGGAACACCCGAAACCCGAACUCGUGACCUAUUUGUUAGAGGUCCACGCCUUUAAGCAGUGGGCCACGAGGCCGUUGCCUUGUCGGUUUUGGUCGGGAACAUACAAUGGUAGGGGGCAACGGGGCAUAGUGAGACGACCGGGAAGCCACUAAGAAACAGAAUUCCACCACCGCUUCUAUUGGCAUCAGAACCAUCGGCGAAACAUGUAGGUGGAAUGUAUGCUGGGACCGACGUUAGAGGAAAGGCAAAAAACAUUUGCUAUUUAUAUACAUAUAUACCCCCCCCCCGAAGAAGAUGAAGAAUAAGAGAUGGCGAAUUCUUGGGCCAAAGUGUAUUUGAAUUGACGUUUCAGAAACCCUCUCGUUCUCAUUAUCAGAGUAAAGCGUUGGCUGUUCCUGAUGGAAAGUUAUUAUCGGUUGCGAUCGGGUAUGUACAAUGGCAGAGGGGUGCUCAUCGAUCGUGGUAUGGAACUCACGCGUUCCGUUGUGCCUUGCGGGUCCAUCUCUCGAGCCCAACCAGCAGCUGUACAACGACGUAUGAUGUAGUCAGCUGGUUUACCAUUCGGGGCUCAGUAGUUAGAGACGUAGCACAUCUAAAUAACAGGUCGCGGUCUGGAGCCCCAGGUGUUCCACACUUCGGUUUGAGUAUGAAUGGCUGAAGACGACUAAUAAGCCAGAAAUGGCCAUUACAGGCUUCCCUGUCUUUGUUGACAAUACCAUUCUGUCCGUUUCAUGCGCGGCUGUGCGUUACUGGUUGGGCUCGAGAGCAAGCCCAAAAAACACAACAGAAUAAGUAAGGACUUUAAAAGAGAUCGGUGACCGUUACUCUACCAUUACGUACACAUAUAUGUAUACAUGCAUAUCGAAGUAAAUGCGCUUGCCUAUCGCAACACAGGGCACACUCAUUUUUGGUUUUUUGUCGUCGUCAUCCAACCCUACCAAAUGUCAGAAUUGCAGGGCCCGAGGUUUAAAUCUGCGUUGUUUCGUCAACGCCUGACAGCAUUGUCCUGCUGGUUGCGAUUGGGAAUGGCUAUUAUGUUGUUAGUGCGCUCACCAACUAAAUUACGGAAUAUAUUCAUCCUGCUGCUUAGCUACCAGUAUUAUUGCCGAAGGGUCGAAAAAAAUAAUGAGGACUGAACUGCUUAUUUCUGCGCUAUGAGCCCUUGUCUGCUACACACCAUCAACACCAGAUUUACGCGAAAUGUCUUCACCUACAUUGCACAUAGCUGGUCACCCCAGUCUUGUUUGCUUUUUUCCAGUACGCCUUCCGCAUACAUGCGAAAUAUCGCUGAAUGCAUUAGCUCACGUUUGUUUGCGCUUAUUUGCAACAGAAUGCUGGUAGGCUUAUUGUUUUUUUCAAAGCAAGCGAGUAAAGUAGAAUUUUCUGGUACCAACAAAUUCCACGACAAAGAAUGUCUUGCCAAUGCACGCCAAUGAAUUCACAUGCACUUGCGGAUGCAAGUACAUUAGGCAAACGCAAAGGCAGUCGACAGCUGGGUCGAUUGUGUACCUGCCCAGAUGGCUUCUAAAGAAAGAAACAAAAUUCCGCGUUCCUUCACUACAAAGCACCUACUUGAUAACGGUCACUCUGUUGACCCAAAAACAUCCUACAGAGCGAAUGAAACCAGACAUUUGUAAACUGAUGAGGGGUUUGGUCAGCCUAAAAUUUUCGUGGUAAUCUCUAGCUCAUCGAUCUUAAAAUUUCCCUUUUCCUUUAUGCCUAUUAACGUUUUCACAUUAUCCUUCCCAUAUCGUGUUUAAACUACAAUUUCGUUGAUUACCCUAACUAUUACCUUGCUGUUUUGCAUUGAUUUUUUGGGAGAAUUCAAACUGCUGCUUUCUUCUCACUUGUUAUUUAUGUUAUAAAGCGACAGGGUGCAGCUGUUCAGCCCUUGCGCAAUUGUUAGUACCGGUAAAAUUUGCUUUCAAUUUCGUACCGGGGAAAAAAAUUCAUCAAAUUGUUGUUUUCUGCGAAAUGUAUUGAACAUUUGUUUAACCAAACUAACUUAAAUUUCUGCUUAUUUCAGCCGGCCACUGUUCCCGCCUUUGUUGCGCUGAUAUCUCAUGCAAUUGUCUCAUCACAGCCGCGGUUGUUAAAAAUGGAUGCAGAGGAAAACUUAUUCUGCUCACAAAGCAGGGCAUGACAAUAUUCUUUUUCAUCCUCCUAGGCGCUAUGAUUUUCCAGGUAAUUACUGCGCCCUACGGGUCAACAGCCAACAAACAAUCACAAGUCGACCAAUGGGUGUUUAUAUGAAAUUGGUUGCAAACUCACCAAAAAAUCACAUGCCGAUUCUUUAAGUAAUUAAUGAAAGCAGACAGUUAAAACAAGAGUUCCUAAGAAGAGGGUUAAUUGUUGGAAAUUAGAGGCACAUGUAUGCAGUAGGUGUGCCAACUACUGAGAUGUUAAUCGAAAUGCCAAAAUGCGUUACCGACGCGAAAGUAUUACUUCAGAAGGGUUGCAACCUUAAUCACCAUGCAGCACAAUCCCAAGACAUUUCUGCUACUUCGAGAUGCCGGCAUCUGAGCUAAUUUUUUUUCGGCCGCCAGCAAAAUUUACACUUUGUUAAAAAUAAACAAUGAAGUAAUAUGAUUUUUUCCUUAAGGUCUUCAAUACCCUUAUGAGUUUGAAUAUAUUUAGUAGAAAAAGAAGCAUGAAAAUGUUCACCCUUUUACUCAUUUAGUAGAAUAUUAGGUCAUUAGUAAAUUUGAAACUUGGAGGAAGGGAAAAUUUGGCUUUAAACAGCUAUUCCGAUUCCCGAAUACUUUUGAAGCCGACCUGCUGUUACACUUGCAUCCAAAGUUUACAAUUUACAAGCAGUAAACCUUACGUGUAUAGAAAUCAUAUAAUACUAGACGCCAUGAGAAGCAGACCAUAUGAGGUUCAUUAGAUUUAGCACAUUUUGCUGUCUCAAAAAUCUCAUUAUAAGAAGCUUUUUGAAAAUCAAAUUAUACACUUCCUUCAAGUAAAAAAUGUGCAAAAGACGUAGUAUACUAUGAAAUGAUUAAAACAAUGAUUUUUUACGCAUGUUUUCUAUAAGACGUACUUAAGCAUACAAGGGCACCGAAAACAAAUGAGAAAAAACAUCUUUAAGUGGUCUUUUUUUACAUAGCGUAGGUUUUACAGGCGGCCAAAAAAUCUUAUUUGAAAGCCAUCCUUUCGUUUUAAAUUAAAUGACCUAGGAUUAUGCUGCAUGGUAAUUAAUAUAAAAAUCCUUCUUAAGUAAUAUUUUCGAGUCAAAAAUGCAUUUUAAUAUUAUGAUUAGCAUUUUAUUAGUUAGCACAUCUGCUGUAUCUCCUUUUCAGGUCCUUUAAAAAGCGAGCAUUGCUUGAAUUUCAGCUUUUUUGUUCCCUCCAGUAAAGUAAAUAUGUGCAACACAGAGCGGAGAAGAGUAUAGAACUACUCUAAAAUUAAAUUCGUGUAAAAUACCCAUUGAAUGACAUUUGAACUUUUUUCCUGUUUUUAGUUCCUCAUUUUCCUGAUCACGCUGUUCGCUCUGGCUAAACGGACUGUUUCUCCCUUUUAA
Molecule: messenger RNA, 22418 nt
Organism: Spirometra erinaceieuropaei
Lineage: Eukaryota; Metazoa; Platyhelminthes; Cestoda; Diphyllobothriidea; Diphyllobothriidae
Source: the annotation of a GenBank genome assembly